CAAAUAGCCAAACACCACUCACACAUUCAAAUCUCUUAUUCUAUUCCACUCAUUCAUUCAUUUCACUCCAUACACUAAAAACAUUAAAACCCUAGAAACCAAGAAAAUCCCUCACCCUCUCAUCUCAUCCAUCUCUCGCACAUUCAAAAUAUGGCCAAAAAGAAAAUGACACAUUCCCAAUCUCAAUCCCAUGACCCCAACACGCUAACCCCACCACCAUUGAACAUCGAUGACCCUUCUAUUCAGAUUCAGAAUCUCAAAAACCUAAACUCUGUUCUUAUCAAAGAAACCACUAAUCAUAGAAACCGCAUUCAAUCUCUUCUUCACGAUAAUCACGCCGCCAUGAACGCUCAAUCUUUAAUCUCCGAUCAAAAUCUCGCCUUGGAGCUUCAAAACUCUGUCUUGUUCUCUUUCUUUCAAACCCACUUUAACGAAUUAGGGUUUAAGGUUGUGGAAGAGAGGAACGAGGCGAAGUACGAGGUUGAUGUUCAGAAGAAGCAAGUAAAAGACCUAGCUUUACGAUUGGAGAGCGUGGGACGGAAUGCGGAGAAGAUGGUGUUGGAAAAUCAAAUUUUGUUGGAGGAAAAGGCUGAGAAAGAAAGAAGGGUUGAAGAACUUGAGAAGGAUAGAGAUUUGGUUUCGAGGAAAUCGUUUGAAUCGGCGAAGGUGAUUGAUGAAUUGAAGGAGAAGAUUGAUUUGAUGACUAGGGAGAAGAAUGAGGCUGAAAUUGUUAAUAAUACUCAGGGGAUGAAGGUUUUGAACCUUGAAGUUGAGAUGCAGCAACUCGAUGAUCUUUUGAAAAACUCGAGGAAUGAAGAGUCGGUGUUGCGUGCUAAGAUACUCGAAAUGGAAGAAACUAUUGAGGUUGCUGUGGAGAAGGAAAGAGAAAUGAUGAUGGAAAACAGCAAAUUGGUUGGAGAGAAGAAGGAGAUGGAGAAGAGUGUUGAGAUUUUGACUGAGAAAAGAGAUAGUGUUGAUAGGACUCUUGAUAUGGUUCGGAGAGAAUUGGAGGAUAGGAAGCGUGAGCUUGAUGAAGUGAAUAGAGCGAAGGACGAGAUUGAAAAGGUUAAAGUUAUCUGUGAGAAUCAAGUUGUUGAGUUGCAAGGUGAAAUGGAUAUAGUAAGGGGUUCUGUUGAUGAGUUGGAAAGGUGCUGCAAAGAGUUUGAAGAGAAAAACAAUGGUUUAAUCUCUCAAGUUAAUCAUAGUAAGGGUAUUGUUGAAGAAGAGAGGGUUGAGAAGGAGAAGUUUAGAAAGGAUUUUGAAGAGGAGCAAAAGAAAGUGGAGAACUUGGAGUCACAAGUUGUGGUAAUGGAGGAAAAAAUCGAGCUAUUAAUCUCUCAAGUUCAUCAUUAUAAGAAUUCUGUUGAAGAAGUGGAACUUGAGAGGGAUAACAUCCAAAAGAGAUACAAUGAGGAGAAAAACAAAGUGGAGAACUAUGAGUCACAAGUUGUGGUAAUGGAGGAAAAAAUCGAGCUAUUAAUCUCUCAAGUUCAUCAUUAUAAGAAUGCUGUUGAAGAAGUGGAACUUGAGAGGGAUAACAUCCAAAAGAGAUACAAUGAGGAGAAAAACAAAGUGGAGAACUAUGAGUCACAAGUAGCUGAAAAUGUGAAAAAAAUUGAUGAGCUCAAGCUUGAGAAGGAUACCAUCAUGAAGAGGUACGAAGAGGAGAAAACGAAGGUGGAGUUGCAAGUUGCGGGACUCAAGGAAAUAAUUGAACAAGGUGCAGCUGAAUUGGUCAAGAUGAGAAGUGAGAAAGAUAAGAUGAAUGAGAGAAACAAGGAGCUCAGAAGCCGCGUCGAUCUUUUGAGUAACGAAAAGGAUGCUACACAUAGUAGCCUUGUUGCAGCACAACAAGAGCGCGAUGAUUUGAAAGCUAAGUUUGAGUCAUCUCGUAUCAGUUCAAAGCAGGCCUUGGAAUUGUUGAAGAGUACUGCUGCAGUGGUGUCUAAGGAAGAUGUGGAAGUGGUUCUCAAUGAGACUACGAAGAAGAAGAAGAAGCGCGAGGAAGAAAUACAGCCUUUUGCUGAAGAACUAGAGGCAAUAAAGAAAGCAUUCAUAGUUAAGAAUGAGAUGGUGAAUGAUAUGAAGCAACAAGUUGUGUCAUUGCAGAAGUCUGUGACUGAUGCACAUAAAGGUAAGAGCUUGUGGACUGGGAUAUCAUCUGCUACUACUAUUUUGGCUGCUGCUUUAACUGCUUAUAUUGCUAAAAGUCGCUGAAAAUGUUGUCCCAUUUUCCUUCUAUAAGAUGAGUCUUUGUAAUAGGAUCAAGAUAUAACUUGAUUUAGCUUAACAUCUUUAUCUUCUUUAAUGAAUAACAUUUGAUCUUUACUUAGUCUAUGGUGAUCCAAAAAGACUGGAAAUUUGUCGACUGGCUUUGUUAAAAAUGUUGUUUGGUCCAUGA
Molecule: messenger RNA, 2401 nt
Organism: Cicer arietinum (chickpea)
Lineage: Eukaryota; Viridiplantae; Streptophyta; Magnoliopsida; Fabales; Fabaceae
Source: RefSeq, a predicted model, not a curated record